UUUAAUUGCUACGCAUGUUAUAUUUUAUAGCUAGGUGAUAUCCUAGACUUGAAGAUAAAUUUGUUCUUCAAAUCAUCCAAUGCAACUUAAUAUUCUUUGAAUACUAGCUUUAAAUUGACCUUUAGUCUUCAAUUUCAUGGCCACCGGAUUUUUGUUUGUCUAACAUUCCCUUUAAUUUUUUCCCUUCCCAACCAGGCGAAUUAAGUCAUUUUCUAGCUAAUGGCGAUACCGGCAGAUGUAGAAGCAUACUUGAGCACCCUCAUUCGUGAUGCUCCAUCGCAAUUUAAACGUGAAUUUGAGGAAUUCGAGAGGACUGUGGAGCCGACUUGGCCGAAGUUGGUUGAGCCAUUCGAGAGGUUCCAAUAUAUGUUUCAGCGGCCCACAUAUAAAUUGGAGAUGGUACUCAGUAAUGCUGAUUUAGAGAUGGACGUCGUUAUUUCAGAUAGUCCCCAACUGAGCUCCAUCACCGAAGAAGUUUUGCAAGAAAUUGUUUCUUUUAAGCCAAGAUUGUACCAAAGUAAACCAAUUUAUAAUGCAUUUAAAGCCAUAAAAAAGUCUGCAGAAUGGCAUGCUCUUACUGAUGCUCGCAAGCGAAUCGUAGAUGCACAAAUAAAGGUUGCAAUGUUGAAUGGAGUUUCACUCGAAAACGAGGAAAAAGAGAGAAUGAACAACAUUAUGCGGCAAAAAAAAUUAAUCAUUUAUGGAAAAGGGGAAGUGAAGUGACGGGUAAAAGUGAAGAUACUGAAGUGAAGGCUAAAAGUGAAGAUGAUGGUAGGAAGGCACUAUGAAGAAUCAAAUAAGUGUAUCAUUUUACUAUG
Messenger RNA from Cuscuta epithymum, 818 nucleotides. The record is from the annotation of a GenBank genome assembly. Lineage: Eukaryota; Viridiplantae; Streptophyta; Magnoliopsida; Solanales; Convolvulaceae.